Lottia gigantea (owl limpet) is the source of this 2490-nucleotide messenger RNA. RefSeq lists its product as hypothetical. The transcript has 5 exons. The record is from RefSeq and is a predicted model, not a curated record. Gene Ontology annotation, cellular component: membrane. The coding region runs from base 1 to 2490 and encodes 829 amino acids. Gene Ontology annotation, biological process: sensory perception of smell; monoatomic ion transport. Gene Ontology annotation, molecular function: odorant binding; glutamate-gated receptor activity; olfactory receptor activity. Lineage: Eukaryota; Metazoa; Mollusca; Gastropoda; Lottiidae.
AUGGUACCUAAUGUCGGCGAUAGGAAUUUUACUCCCGCUUCGGAAAUUUACACAUCAAUUAUAAGAAUCUUACAUUUAAGCUUUUUGUACUUUCCUCAAGGAUCAAGUAAGGGAAAUGCAUAUCUUGCUACAAGUACCUGCUACUCCAUCUCCGUCCAUUUUAAACCAUUUCUCUCGGCAUUGGACGAGUAUAGAGUGAUGCAUGACGAAUUCGUUAACACGAGAGUACUGCGUCGAUUACUCAAAAUAUGCCUUGUGGUUUAUGUUAUUGGUACGCCAAUGGUGUCAUUAGGUUUGUCGACAAGUCUGUUAAAAGAUAAGGUCUGGAAUGGUGUUGGUGAUAUGUUUUACCCAUUUUCCACAGAUAUAGUCGGCAGCUCUAUCAUUAUGUAUAUUGUACUGAACGUCAUAUCAUUCGCUGUACUGAGCAUAAUUUCUGUUUUGAUGACCCUUUUCAUUACCAUUCCAACUAUAGUUUGUGGAGAAAUGAACAAUUUAACAGAAAGACUGAAAAUUAUAACUGCAGAAACUCAGAUUGUUGGGCGAAAGGAGAUUGCUUUUAUUACCCCAUCACAUGAUCGAUCAUUAUUGCCAACACCAAAAAGUGACGAUGUUGGUUUGACAAAAGCUACAGAUGAACAAACACCAAAGGAGAAACCUUUGGAACUCUACAGCAAGCUAGAAGAAGUGCGACUCCGAUAUGAAAGUGUACUUGACAUUGUCACCAAAGCCAAUCUUGUCCUUCAACAUCUGUUCUUUAGCACUUUGGCAACCUCCAUUCCAGUAUCAUGCCUUGUGCUUUAUGGUUUUAUCACCUUAAAUUCCAAUCGAGCUCAAAUGGUAUUGACUGGUUUGACAAAUAUUUAUGUGUUUAACAUGCUGUUCUGGAUAUUCAUACUUGGUAUUUAUACAGAAAGAAAGAUCCAGUUAUUUACAGCCAGGUAUCUAGCACCGUCUCUAGGUUUUGAUGUUUAUGGCCCCUUCUCAUUAGACAGCAGUGCAUUUUUAACGGUCUUUGGUACACUCUUGACGUACGCUGUUGUAAUUUUCCAAUUCGCCCAGAGGACAUCAGAAAUCUUACUUAAUACCAAAUCUAAGUGGUUUAUCUUUCCUUCAAGCUGGUGUAGCUCUUUCGUGACAUCAAGGUUCCAGACCAAUUUAACGAACGUGGCAGUAGUGAUUCCCAGUAACAGUCGGUGUAUAGGAAUUCUGACUCUGAACGGUAAUAUGUUUGAAUCAGUUCAAGGAGUGCCGACUGAUGAGAAAAUAUUUCCCAACAUACGCUACAAAUUGAACGGAAAGAAAAUAAUAAUUGGCGUAGUCCCGGACAAUCCGUUUGAAAAGAAUUAUUAUAAUAUUCUUCAUACAAUGAGUCGGUAUUUAAAUUUUACAUACGAUAUUGUGAAUUCAACAAAUAGCGAAUAUGGUAUUCUAAGGAAUGGAACAUGGUCCGGAUUGGUUGGGCAACUUGUCAACCACGAGAUCGAUCUGGGACUUACGUCGUUAUCAACUAUCGAAGAUCGGCGCAACGCAGUAGAUUUUAUAAACCCUUUUGGAACGUCAAAACCUGGAAUAUUGUACAAGAGAGAGUUACUGGUGGGUGAUUCGUGGUUUCUCUUAACUCGACCUUUACAAUUUAAAGUCUAUCUCUGCACCAUAAUAUCUUUUAUCUGCGUAUCCUUGUUUUUUAUAUUCCUCUCUAACAGAGAGUCCAAUGAUCAACAUGGUAAUCGUAUUGCCAACACAGUAGAAUUUGUUUUAGCUGCCCUACUUCUUGAAGGAGGUAAUUUUCAUCUAAAGGGAACCUCUGCUCGGAUUCUGUUUUCUUUUUGGUUGAUGUUUGGUGUUGUGUUGGCAGCGACUUACACUGCGACCUUAUUACGGUCACUUGUACCUAAACAAAAGGAACCGUUUGAAACUAUUAAAGGCCUCUUAGAUUUACCGGACUGGCAGAUUGGCGUUCUGGGCGGUACGGCUGAAAUUAUUGUUUUCAACACAUCUGAAAAUAACGAUGUUAAAAUGUUUUGGAAAACCCUUAAUAGUCGCACUCAGAAGGAUGCUAAUAUUCAAUCAACAGAUACAAACGUACAUAUGAAAAGGGUUUCCCAGGGUAAGUAUGCGUUUUUGACUUUGGACGGUCGUGCAAUCAUAAAAGUCCACGGAGACUGUUCACUAAAAUUUAAUGACCGUCUAUUCAAUGUUCCAAGUACUGAAUACUCCAUGGCAGUCCCUCAAGGAUCUGUUUUGAAGACGGAAUUAGAUGAUUUUGUAGAUAAAAUUGAGAAUAGUGGUUUACUUGAUGAAAUGAUGAAACCACAAGAUAAUCGUCCAUCUCAGUGUGGAGUAAUAGAUCAAAGAGUCAAACCCCUUUUCUUGGAUAAUGUCAAAGGUGUAUUUGCUUUACUUGCUGGUGGUGUGGUUGUAGCUGGCAUAACGUUGGUGGUCGAAAAGGUGCUGCACCUUAGACGUGCUUCAGGUUCAAUACGGUGA